UAUCUAAAAAUAUUUAAUGUUCUAAGGACCUUGAAUCGUCUUAAUGACAAACUUGAAAUUAUAUUGUUGAUACCAGAUAUCUAACCUAACAUACUUUGAAAAAGCGUAAUAGGCUUGUUUUUGUAUAGUGUAUGGUAUUUAUUGCCACAGUGAUCGUUGUUACGGCUUGUUUAUUUACAGUAUGAAGAAAUUGUACUGAAUUUGAAGGAGAAAUAUCUAAAAAGAGAAUAGAAUUUUCUUCUAUUAGUAAAACUUUACGAGAGUGCAAUAAAUAUACGACUUCAAGUAAAAAAUUAACGAUGUCUACAUUUAAGCCAAGUGAUUCUAAAAAAGAGGAAUUCCGUAAAUAUUUAGAAAGAGCAGGCGUUAUGGAUGCCCUUACUAAAGUACUUGUUUCGCUAUAUGAGGAAACAGAAAAACCAAAUGAUGCUUUAGAAUAUAUACGUAAGAAUCUUGGAGACAUAACCGAGAAUGGUCUAGAAAUUGACACAUUAAAGAAGGAAUUAGACGAUGCUAGAGCAAAGAUUAAUGAAUUAAGAGAAAAACUAGUUAAAUAUGAAGUAGACGAAACAAAUGAUUAAAUGCAGACUUUCUUACAUUAACUUUUUUAUUAAUAAAAUAAUGAUAGAAACUGGACCUUAACUGAGCAUUGACAGAGUUACAUUAAUUAUAUCUUUAUAUGUGUAUUUUCAAUAUUUUGAAAAUUUAAAUGUAUAAAAAAUAUAAAAAUCUAAAAAUAAUUGUCUUAAAACAUCUAAUUAUAAAAAUGAUUUCAUUUUUAAAAUUAUUUCAUGAUUUAAUUAAAUUUAAAUUUAUGAUAAUUCUACUUUACAUUCUAGACAUGUAACAAAAUAAAUGCUAUUAUACAACAGCAUUUAAUUAUCAAAAUUAAUAGCUAUAAUAAUCGCUAAUAAUUCAGAUUUAAAUCUAAAUAAAUAUUUUCCAUACCAAAAAUUAUAUAGUACUAGUAACAUUUUCUCAGUAUUAUAUUUAUGAUCUCACAUGUAUUCUUUUACAAUUACAUUCUUUAGCAAAGUAUUAUUACAAUAAUAAUAUUUAUGUAAUAAUCAUCAUACAUGUUUACUUUUGUUUAUUUAAUUUUCAUAAAUAAAUAACUAUUAUAAAAAUAGCCUCGCACAAUAUUACAUUUAAGUUUUUAGCUUAUUGUACUAUGAAAAUAAAAACUGGUUUAUAUUUUUUGUAA
Molecule: messenger RNA, 1204 nt
Organism: Vespula vulgaris
Lineage: Eukaryota; Metazoa; Arthropoda; Insecta; Hymenoptera; Vespidae
Product: c-Myc-binding protein homolog
Exons: 3
Coding region: 300-581 (93 amino acids)
Biological process (GO): regulation of DNA-templated transcription
Cellular component (GO): nucleus
Molecular function (GO): transcription coactivator activity
Source: RefSeq, a predicted model, not a curated record